AUGGACAUCAAAGGGGACAUCCUGCCGACCAAGGCGGCGGCAUCCUUCGGCUCCGCAGACUGGAAGACACCGUCGUCGAUGUUACUGGUGCAGCUGAUCGUCACAGCGAGUAUUCUGCUAUCCAAGGUCUCCAUCAACGGCGGAAUGUUCAUAUUUGCACUGUUAACCUACCGCAGCUUCGUUGGCGCCGUUUUCAUCCUGCCCUUCGCGCUCAUCUUCCAGAGGGAGAAGUGGAGGGAGGCAGGUUGGCACGCCAUGGGAUGGAUCUUCCUGAAUGCCUCCAUCGGGUAUGCGGUUCCAAUGAGCUUAUACUCCUACGGCCUUCUGGAUACCGCACCAGCUUAUUCAACUAUCUUUUUGAAUAUAGUUCCUCUCGUAACCUUCAUCCUCUCCAUCUUCUUAAGAUUGGAGACACUACGAAUUGGUACCGUGGCUGGAUUACUGAAAAUUGGAAGCGUUCUUCUUUCGGUUGCUGGUGCGAUGGUCAUCAUCCUAAACAAGGGGAAGCGGCUUCAUAUCUGGGAUCCUAUUCUGGAGCAGCACAAGGAACAACAUACGGCCGAUAUUGCAGGCAAUCAGCUAAGAGGGACAAUCUACUUGGUAGGCAGCACCUUCGCCUAUGCUUGCUGGUUCCUUCUUCAGGCAAAGGUUCACAAGGUGUUCCCGUACAUAUAUUGGUCGUCCAUGGCAACAUGCUUGAUUGGAGGAUUUCAGACAGCACUUCUUGGAAUACUACUGAGACGAGACAUUAAUGCAUGGAAGUUGGGAUGGGAUCUGGACCUUGUGAAUGUUUUGUUCUCCGGGGCACUUGGAACAGCAGGGAGAUAUAGUCUCAACUCGUGGGCCGUUUCUAGAAGAGGCCCGGCAUAUCCCCCUAUGUUCAGCCCAUUAUUGCCGGUAUUCACGAUGUUGUUGGACUCCAUCUUCAUUGGUCACGAUAUUAAAGCGGGAAGCCUCAUCGGCACAAUCACGGUCGUCGUUGGACUCUUCAUUUUUUUAUGGGCAAAAUCAAAAGAAGUACGAGACGAAGAGAUCAUAAAAGAAGCAGCCAUUUCAUAG
Molecule: messenger RNA, 1059 nt
Organism: Lolium rigidum
Lineage: Eukaryota; Viridiplantae; Streptophyta; Magnoliopsida; Poales; Poaceae
Product: WAT1-related protein At1g25270-like
Exons: 7
Coding region: 1-1059 (352 amino acids)
Cellular component (GO): plasma membrane
Molecular function (GO): transmembrane transporter activity
Source: RefSeq, a predicted model, not a curated record